AUGGCUGCCAGCGCCACUACCUCUUCCACCACCUGCGGCAGUUUCUUCAAUUUCCGAUCAUCAAAUUCCUCCGAUCGGCCAUACAGGGUCCGCGACUCCUCCAGUCAAACCUCUUCUCCAGGUUGCGGUGGAAAGUUCGAUGGGGUAGCUAUGUGGUUCGUCAACGGCGUUACAAUGGCUUUUUUCGCUUCUUUGAAUCGUUGCUCUUGCAUCCGCAUCGCUACUAAAGAAGACGUGGAAGAUGCCAACGAUUUGCCGUUGAUGUUCGACGACGGUAACCUCCGCCAUGAUGAUGUCUCCGCCGCUGCAACCACCAGCCGGAGAAGGACCGGUAAAGGGGAGAAAAGUGAAGCUGUACUUGUCGAUUAA
Vicia faba (fava bean) is the source of this 369-nucleotide messenger RNA. The record is from the annotation of a GenBank genome assembly. NCBI's taxonomy places the organism in Eukaryota, Viridiplantae, Streptophyta, Magnoliopsida, Fabales, Fabaceae.